AUGGAGCGAGGCAAUGAGACCUUGGUGAGGGAGUUCAUCUUCCUCGGCUUCUCUUCUCUGGCCGGGCUGCAGCGGCUGCUCUUUGUUGUCUUCCUGCCCCUCUACCUCUUCACUCUGGGCACCAAUGCCAUCAUCAUCUCCACCAUCGUGCUAGACAGAGCUCUUCACACCCCCAUGUACUUCUUCCUUGCUGUCCUCUCCUGCUCUGAGACCUGCUACACCUUCGUCAUUGUACCCAAGAUGCUGGUUGACCUGCUGGCCCAGAAGAAGACCAUCUCCUUCCUGGGCUGUGCCAUCCAGAUGUUCACCUUCCUCUUCCUCGGCUGCUCUCACUCCUUCCUGCUGGCAGCCAUGGGGUAUGACCGCUACGUGGCCAUCUGUAACCCUCUGCGCUACACGGUGCUCAUGGGCCCCGGGGUGUGUGUGGGACUCGUGGCUGCUGCCUGUGCCUGUGGCUUCACUGUUGCACAGAUUAUCACCUCCCUGGUAUUCCACCUGCCCUUCCGCUCCUCUAACCAGCUCCACCACUUCUUCUGUGACAUCGCCCCUGUCUUCACGGUGGCAUCUCAUCAUACCUACCUGAGUCAGAUUGUCAUCAUCAUGCUCUGUGCACUGGUCUUGGUUAUCCCCCUGCUCUUGAUUUUGGUGUCCUACAUACACAUCAUUGCCGCCAUACUCCAGUUUCCUUCCACAUUAGGCAGGUACAAAGCCUUCUCCACCUGUGCGUCCCACCUCAUUGUAGUCACCAUCCAUUAUGGCUGUGCCUCCUUUAUCUACUUAAGGCCCAAGUCCAACUACUCCUCGAGCCAAGAUGCUAUCAUAUCAGUCUCCUACACCAUCCUGACUCCAUUGUUCAAUCCGCUGAUUUACAGCUUGAGAAAUAAAGAGUUCAAGUCAGCCCUUCAUAGAGCUGUGGCAAGAACCCUUUCCCUGCCACAAUGUUAA
Messenger RNA from Suricata suricatta (meerkat), 945 nucleotides. Its product is annotated as olfactory receptor 10K2. Gene Ontology annotation, biological process: G protein-coupled receptor signaling pathway. Bases 1 to 945 code for a protein of 314 amino acids. The transcript has a single exon. Gene Ontology annotation, molecular function: olfactory receptor activity; G protein-coupled receptor activity. The record is from RefSeq and is a predicted model, not a curated record. Gene Ontology annotation, cellular component: membrane. Lineage: Eukaryota; Metazoa; Chordata; Mammalia; Carnivora; Herpestidae.